This is a messenger RNA of Aspergillus melleus, 804 nucleotides long. Its product is annotated as alpha/beta hydrolase. The record is from RefSeq and is a predicted model, not a curated record. Lineage: Eukaryota; Fungi; Ascomycota; Eurotiomycetes; Eurotiales; Aspergillaceae. The transcript has a single exon. The coding region runs from base 1 to 804 and encodes 267 amino acids.
AUGGAUAUCACUUCCACUACCACGACCACUCCCACGAUCGUCCUCAUCCACGGUGCCUGGCACCAAUCAUCUUCCUACUCGUCAUUUACUACCGCUCUCCGCCGUCUCGGCUACGAAGUGCACGUCCCCCGCCUUCCCUCAAUGAAUGGUAUCCGCCCUCCAAACGCCGGUCUCGAAGAAGACAGUAACUCUAUCCGCACCUAUGUGGAGAGUCUCGUCUCCGCUGGCCGUGAGGUUUUGGUCUUACUCCAUUCUUACGGUGGUCAGGUUGGCACGAACGCCUUAUCCAACGGCCUGGGGAUCACUACUCGUCGUGCGCAGAGCCUCCCCGGAGGUAUCAUCCAGCUCAUAUAUAUCGUUGGUUUUGCCGUUACCGAAGGAAUAUCCAUGAUUGAUGUCGUCGUCUCGCAUGGCCACGGAGAUCUAAUGGAUCUGGCUUUUGACUUCUCGGCCGAUCGGACCUGUGUUUCUCGAGAUCCUAAGAACCUUAUAGUCGGACCCUCUGAGAGAUCCGACGAGGAGGUCGACGCCUAUAUUGCUACCUUUCAGCGAUGGAAUGGGAAUGGAUUCGACGCUAAGCUGCAGCACGUCGCAUGGCGAGAUGGCGGCAUCCCGCAAAUCGGGUAUAUCUGUUCGACUCAGGAUAUGACGGUACCCUUGGAGUACCAGAAAGGCUUUAUUAAGACGAUGCAAGAUGCUGGAUGUCAGGUGCGCACCUGGGAGUUAGAGACAGGCCAUUGUCCCUUGUUCACCAAGUGUGAGGAGGUGGUGGAAAUUGUCCACGAACUCGCAGCGGGAAAGUAG